UGCUCCAUAAACAAUAUACGCAAACCGCAUAGAUACCAAAAGAGUGUGAGCGAAUGGAAACUCGUCUAAAUGGGGAAAAAGUUUCAUUCGAUUUCUCACCGUUUAUUCAGGUAUUAACAGGAUAAAUUACUUGGAAGUCAUUAAAAGAAUCUAAUAGUAUACUGUACAUUUAUACAUGGUAUUAAAUGGACAUCUAUACCGAUCACUUUUCUCGUUUGCUGAAGGAUGGUCAAAUUCUAUAAUAUUUGAAUGCUUGACUGUAGCUGCAUGCAUAAUAAAUAAUGGAUGAAACCGGAGAGGAGAGAUCUGGGACUCCUAGCGUACCAGGAUCCAACGAUGAUCUGAUGGAUGCUGAGUCGAGUCGUCCAGGAGAGCCACAGACCGAGGAAGAGCUGGAACGACUGAUAGACAAGGAGUUGGAAGAUGUCGGAAAAGGAGAGAAACCUGAUGAUAAAGAGGACAGACUGGAUGCUCAGCAGAGACAAAUUGAUGAAGAGCUGAGGAAACUCAGAGAGGAACUGGAGAUGGACUCCACCUCUCCAGACGACAUGACUCCGGAAUACGACAUCGCUGCUCGUGUCAAGAAACUCAACGAGGAGUUAGCCAAGGAGGGUCCCAUCGAGGAGAAGAAAAACAGGAAGGUCCAAUUUCCAGAGAAUGUGAUCAGCAUGGCUGUACCACCUGCGGAUUAUCCGGAGGAGGAGGAGACGAGAGAGGGAGAGGAAGUGGAAGGAGGAGAAGGCAAAGAGGGUGGAGAAGCAGUGCCUGGGAAGGGUAUUGGGGUGGAUGCUCCGCCCCAACAAGGGGUGAGGGAAGGCUGGGGUAACCCAGAAAAUGGGGUGAAAGGGGGUGCAGGAACUGAGCAGGGGCAAGAAGGAAGUGAUGUCCAGAAGCGCCAUGGUAGUAGUAGUGGGCAAGAGGAUGUAGAGUUGGUGUCGCCUAGUCCUUCAGAGUCUCUCCCUAAUAGGACUGAGGUUGGUUCAGGCAAGCCAAGUGAUACAAACACUGUUACUGAACAAAGUAAGGUUGUUCCUAGUAAUGAAAGCUCAGAGGAUGGUGCCGCUCCUCGGGACAAUCACAAGGAUGCAUCCUCAUCGGAUGCGGUUGAUGGUUCCGUCAACUUUUCUGGAAGUGGAGGUGUUAAUGCCAGUAGCAGCAGUGAUCCUAAUGAUUUGGAAGUGGAGAGAUUAACUCUGAGGCCUAAGGUGCAGAAUGAUAGGUUGUUAAGCCGAAAUUCUGGCCAGGGAGAAGAAACAAGCGCAACAAAUGGAGAAGGGGAAGAUGAAUAUGUGCUUGUUGAACGCGGUGGGAAAUUUGAUCAAGUGCAUGUCAAUGAUCUCAGUGCGGAGGAGAGGCAGAUGUUCCUUGGACUACAGGAGAGCCAGUCACAAUCAAACAGGAGUGGUUCCGAGCUACCGCUAGUACAGCCCAAGCCCCCUCAGAAACCACGCCCAGCAACGGCUACCGGAGGCGGGGCAAGGGCCGGUAACCAGAAGCCAUCACCCCGACGAGCCAUGUCUGCCAAAACUCAUAAGGAGUACGAUAGACAGGAUCGACCUGGAGCCAUCUACGACGAGCCAUUUGGGAACUCUCGCUCCAAGUAUGGAAUGACGCCGGAGCAGAAGGAGUUCAGACGGGAGCAGGCUCGCCUAAAGACGCAGAGGAUGAGGGAGGAGAAGGAGAGAGAGGAGCAGGAGAAGAGGGAGAAAGAGGAGAUGUCCGAAGCUGUCUUCAAGGCAUGGGUGGAGAGAAAGAAGGAAGAGGUUGCUCAACAGAAAAGGGAGGAGAGGGAGAGGAAAAAGGCAGAACAUGAAAAUACGGAGGAGAAGUUGUCAGAAGAGGCCUUUAAAUCUUGGCUGGACAGGAAGAAAGAGCAGAAAAAAUCAGAAGCGAGUGUCAAACAGCAGUUGUCCGAGGAACAGAAACAGGCGUACUUUAUGCGUAGCAGGGAAGAUUGUGAGAGAGCUUUCAAAGAAUGGAAGAAGUCCAAGAAUGCCACUCUGCGCGAGACCCGAUCCAUGAGUCGUGCCGGGGCCCUGGAGACCAGGAAGAGGGCCCGCCAAUCCCGCAAGUCACGCAACCUGUCCAAAGCCCUAGAGGUAGCGCAGAACUACCGUUACACAGAGUACUACGGCUACAGGUUUUAGAUGUCAGGCUUAUGCAGCUCUGUACUGUCCGGUAUGAUGGAUCAUUCGUACAGUUGCUCCUAUGUUGUUCUUUGAACCUUUGAUUUAUAAAAAAAAGCCAUUCAAAGGAUCAGUAUUAAACCAAUGGCUUGUCCUGAUUUGUGUUUGUUAUGACAAUUAAUAUCUUUUACAAAAAACUAACAUAAGAUAUAACAUCAUUUUCAGAAUUCCAACCCUGAAUUGUAUAGUACUUGUACAUUAAUGUCUGUCACCUUGAGACUCUAUUUUUAUUGUAUAUUUGUAUUUAUAUGUGUAAUCUAAUUCAACGGCAUAGUCUGAUACACUGUAGGAUCAAAUUUGAUAUUGUAUUCAAUAUUUAUGUUUAUAACUCCUCAUUAAUGAGCCUAUUUGAAUGAUUUCUAUGCAUGAGGAAUAAUUUUGUAGUAAAAUUGUGUCAAUUUUUAGUGUGUCUAAAAUGUGGGAUGAAAAGAUAAUUAGUGCAUUAAAUAUAGCCUUGAAAUCAGUUAUUAUAGUGCACUGGAGGUGAAAUUUCACAGAGAAAGUAUAAUCACCCAGAAAAUGAUGUUGGUUCCACCUUGUCAGUCAAUUAUAAAUUAUCCCUGCUUUCACAAACAUGAUUUAAAAUGAUGUGUAUAAAAGAAAAGAACUCUAUACGUAUAUGUAAUGAUGUUUAAAUAAUAUAAAAAGGGAAUUUAGUUACUAAUGAAGAUUUUAUCUCAUGAUAAAAACUCUGGCUCAUAUUCUUGAAAGCAAGCUAACUCAUUGGUAAACCAAUUUGUGGAGCGCAAGUCAAGGCAUGCAUCGUCAGACUAUGGUUUUAUCGCCACUAGUUGGGGUAGUACGAUAGUCCAAGAGAAUGGGAAUGCAUGUAC
Molecule: messenger RNA, 3019 nt
Organism: Strongylocentrotus purpuratus (purple sea urchin)
Lineage: Eukaryota; Metazoa; Echinodermata; Echinoidea; Camarodonta; Strongylocentrotidae
Product: coiled-coil domain-containing protein 181
Exons: 5
Coding region: 282-2147 (621 amino acids)
Molecular function (GO): microtubule binding
Source: RefSeq, a predicted model, not a curated record